AUGUCGAAUCCCCUUACCACCGCCUUGGAAAAAGCACUCCGCGGCCGCCAGAAGAGGUCGGUCCCCACUACUGACCUUCUAUACGAAACAUCCUUCUCGGCGCCCGACCUCUUCUCCAAUGAUUAUCUCUCCCUCACCACGGAACCGCAGCUACGCCAAUCCUUCCUCGAUGAGCUCUCUCGCUCUCCGCUCGUGUUUGGAACCGGCGGCUCCCGCUUAAUGAGCGGGAACCUGAGCGCCCACACUGAAUUCGAAGCGAGAAUGAAGACGUUCUUCGGAGCCCCUGCUGCAUUGCUCUUCAACUCUGGAUACGACGCCAACGUUUCCUUCUGGCACUCCGUUCCGCAGGCUGGCGACGCUGUCAUCUUGGACGAGUACGUCCAUGCGUCUACCCGAGACGGAGUUGCGACAUCUCGCAUUAAGGGCUCCCUGUACACCUUCGCCCACAACUCCGUGUCUUCCUUGUGCGACUGCAUUUCCAGAGUGCUGGAGAAACAUCCUGAUAUUGCCGCGGGGAAAGGAACUGUCUUCAUUGCUGUCGAGAGCCUGUACAGCAUGGACGGAGACUUUGCGCCUCUUCCGGAGAUAGUGCGACUGACGAAGGAGCUGGUUCCGCCGGGAUGUGCUCAUAUCGUGGUCGACGAGGCGCAUUCGACCGGUAUAUGUGGGCCGCAAGGUAGAGGGCUCGUUGCAGCGCUGAACUUGGAUAGUCACAUCGACACGGUCCUUCAUACUUUCGGUAAAGCGCGUGCAUUUGUAGGUGCCGUUAUUUUGACCUCCCCUGUCAUCAGAAAGUACAUGAUUAACUACGGGCGUCCGUUCAUCUACUCAACUUCGCUCCCUCGUUCAUCGAUCUGUGCAUUGAAUGCUUCCUUCGAUUACAUAGAAAGCCCCAUUGGUACUGAGCUCAUGGACCGUCUCCGUCGUCUAUCUGUUUACUUUGAGCAGAGACUGGUCUCGACCUUGCAGGAUAUUCCAUCCAGCCUUCUCACUCUUCGGGCACGCAAUAACCCACCCGAGUUCCCCGUGGAAAUAGUCAGCCCCAUAUUCCCCAUCAUCACCAGUGCCCCCAUUUCGCUCGCCAGCUUCCUGCAGCGCCUUGGAUAUGCAGCGUUGCCCAUCCCAUAUCCAGUAGAGCCCCGCGGCCAGGAGCGGGUCCGCGUUGUGGUGCAUGCGCGAAACACAGAGGAGGAGGUUGAUGGGUUGCUGGGACAUAUGGUAGAGUGGGCGACGAUGAUGCAGACACAAGAGAUGCAGCUUGAGCAGGUCGCGAUCGGCGUGGUCAAUGCGGCGACGAGGCAGGAAACUAGCUUCGAGACCCUCAGGGUGGACAGUCUUGCUGUUCAACUCUCUUCUACAGCAUGUCAGAUACAAGUGGAUACAGGUAUUCGCGUCGCGUAG
Messenger RNA from Postia placenta MAD-698-R-SB12, 1401 nucleotides. RefSeq lists its product as hypothetical. Gene Ontology annotation, molecular function: transferase activity; pyridoxal phosphate binding. The record is from RefSeq and is a predicted model, not a curated record. NCBI's taxonomy places the organism in Eukaryota, Fungi, Basidiomycota, Agaricomycetes, Polyporales, Adustoporiaceae. The transcript has 3 exons. Gene Ontology annotation, biological process: biosynthetic process. Bases 1 to 1401 code for a protein of 466 amino acids.